GUUGGAGAAUACGUAACUAAACGUAACGCCACACUCCAACCGCUCGGUGGUGGUGGUUGAAGGGUUUUGUGCGGGUCAUGGAGGAGGAAGGUAAAUAAAAGAGCAGCGCUGAUAAACACACAGCAGGCUGUUGGGUUUUUUUUUCAGACGUUUACCGGGAGUGGAGGUUUGACACUGCUCUGAUAAAAGCGGACGGAGAGGACCACACCACCGGGAGAAGAGAGGCUGUCGGUUACGGCUCCAGCAGCUGCUGUCGGCGUUCUCAGGUGGUCUGAUUGGGUUUGCCUCAUCCUUGUGUUGCCAUGGCGAUGCGGGAGUUGGUAGAGGCAGAAUGUGGGGGAACCAAUCCCCUCAUGAAGUUGACCAGUCACAUGACCAAGGAAGGGGGGGCAUGGCGGCACCGCUCAACACCUACAAUUCCCCCCACUGCUAUAGAAAUUGCAACUGAAGAAGAGCUGGUGAAUGAGUUCCUUCAGGCACCACCACGUCCCCCACACACAUUUGACAUGGGUCAGCUGUUGGAGGAAAUGCAGCAGAUUGACCAGCAGAGCUACAGACAAGCUCCUCAGAGAGCUCCAGAUGUGGCAGCGUUGGCCCUCUCUGGUGACUGGGCGGCUGAGUUCGUCUCAGGUCCUGACACUGCAUCCGCCCCGGGCCUCAGCGCUCUCGGUGAUGCAGCAGAUGCCGACUGGACGAGAGAAUUCAUCGCUGAGGCUGCAGAUCCUGGACGCUGGGCAGAAGAGUAUCUGGAACAGUCGGAGGAGAAGUUGUGGCUGGGAGACCUGGGAGACAAGGAGAAUGAAUGGACAAAAGAAUAUCAACCAGGAGAGGAGCUGAGGCAGACCGCUAAUGAGCUCGUCUCAAAGGUUGAUGACCCGAAGUUACAAAACACAGAGUUCCUGCGAUUCAUUAGGCAGAUUGGCGAGGGCAGUGUGACAGUGGAGAGCAGAACAGACAAACAGCUCACAGAUAAGGCUCAGGCCGAGGAGGCUCAGAACUGGGCCUCCAACCUCAACCAGUUCCUGACGGAGACGGGGGGAGGGAGUCUUCCCUUGGAACCCGCAGAGAGGGAUCAGAAGAUUGAGAAAGUUAAAGCUAAACAAGCAGAGCAGUGGGCCAAGGUCGUCAGGCAGGUGUCAGUGGACUCAGCUGAGGCCUGGGUGGAUGAGUUUGCCACAGCAGGACCAGAUUUCCAAGAAGCUAAAGCUGCAGUCGAGAGUGAUGUGGAUUUCUGGGAGAAGCUGCAGCAGGAGUGGGAGGAGAUGGCAAAGAGGGACGCAGAGAGCCAUCCCUGGCUGUCUGACUUCGAUCAGCUACUCAGCACUUCUUAUGACAAGGGCUAUCAGUUUGAAGAGGACAACCCUUACUUAUCCCACCCGGACCCUUUGUCAGAGGGAGUGAAGAGGAUGGAGGCAGGCGACAUCCCGGGUGCUGUACGGUUCUUUGAAAGUGCUGUACAGAGAGAACCAGACAACCAGCUGGCUUGGCAAUAUUUGGGAACCUGUCAGGCAGAGAACGAACAAGAGUUUGCUGCCAUCAGCGCCCUCCGCAGAUGUAUAGAGCUAAAGAACGACAACCUGACUGCUCUGAUGGCGCUGGCUGUCAGUUUCACUAACGAAUCGCUGCACAGGCAGGCCUGUGAGACUCUUCGCGACUGGCUGAAACACAAUCCAAAAUACCAUUCUGUGUGGGAGCAGAAUGAACUCGAGCGCCAAAAGGAAGGUGCCAGAGACAGGAACAAGGAUAGGGAGCGGUUCGGAUCACUGCUACCAGAAUCUUUGUUCACUGAUGUCCAGUCCCUGUUCCUGCAUGCAGCCAACUCUGAUCCCUCCCAGGUGGACCCACAGCUGCAGUGUGGUCUGGGAGUUCUCUUUAACCUCAGCGGGGAGUACGAUAAGGCGGUGGACUGUUUCAGCGCCGCUCUCUCUGUCACACCACAGGACUACCUGCUGUGGAAUAAGUUGGGUGCUACGCUCGCUAAUGGUAGCCGCUCAGAGGAGGCCGUGGCUGCCUACAGGAGAGCUCUGGAACUGCAGCCCGGUUUUGUCCGCAGUCGCUACAACUUGGGAAUCAGCUGCGUCAACCUAGGAGCACACAGAGAGGCAGUGGAGCACUUCCUUGAAGCUCUGUCUCUACAGCGCCAGGCCGCCGGGGACAGAGCGAGAGCUGUGAGGGGGCCUGGAGGUGCCGCAGCCACCAUGAUGUCUGACAACAUCUGGUCCACCCUGCGCAUGGCUCUAAGCAUGAUGGGAGAGAGCUCUCUGUAUGCUGCUGCUGACCGUCGGGACUUGGACACAUUGCUGGCUCACUUCUGCCAGAGAGAGGUGGAGGGUGGGACUGAAUGAAGGCCGGCUGGGGGGAGGGGGGUUAUUGAGUGUGAGUGUUUUUUGUUGGGAGGUAAAUGUUUGGGUGACUUGAGUGAACAAGAGAGCGAUCAGAGUGGUAACGGUUCCAGAGAAAAGUAGGAGGAAGACACUGUGAAUUAUCCAACA
Molecule: messenger RNA, 2492 nt
Organism: Larimichthys crocea (large yellow croaker)
Lineage: Eukaryota; Metazoa; Chordata; Actinopteri; Sciaenidae
Gene: pex5
Product: peroxisomal biogenesis factor 5
Exons: 17
Coding region: 303-2345 (680 amino acids)
Biological process (GO): protein import into peroxisome matrix, docking
Cellular component (GO): peroxisomal membrane; cytosol
Molecular function (GO): protein binding
Source: RefSeq, a predicted model, not a curated record